Molecule: messenger RNA, 1473 nt
Organism: Effrenium voratum
Lineage: Eukaryota; Dinophyceae; Suessiales; Symbiodiniaceae
Source: the annotation of a GenBank genome assembly
AUGCCAGCUGUACAGGAAACCAUCGAUCAGGUGAAAGCCAUCGAUGUUGACCAGUAUAAAUACGGCUUUGUAACCGACAUCGAGUCGGAAAAAGGCGCAAAGGGUCUUUCGGAAGAGACCGUCCGUUUUCUGUCUGCCAAGAAGAACGAACCGGAAUGGAUGACAGAAUGGCGUCUCGACGCGCUGCGCCGUUUCAAGCAGCUCGAAGAGCCGAGUUGGGCACGUGUUUCCUAUCCCAGGAUCGAUUUCGACGAUCUCUAUUACUGGGCGGCGCCGAAAUCCGUCGAGGGUCCGAAGAGCCUUGAUGAGGUCGACCCAGAGCUCCUGGAAACUUAUGCAAAGCUCGGUAUUCCGCUUGCAGAGCAGGAAAUUCUGGCCGGUGUGGAGCCGAAAAACCGCGUCGCGGUCGACGCCGUCUUCGAUUCGGUUUCCGUCGUCACAACCUUCAAGGAAGAGCUGAAGAAGGCCGGGGUGAUAUUCUGCUCGAUCUCUGAGGCACUGCGGGAAUAUCCGGACCUUGUAAAGAAGUAUCUCGGUUCCGUGGUUCCGGUUACCGACAAUUUCUACGCGACGCUGAAUUCGGCCGUCUUUUCCGAUGGAUCCUUCGUCUAUAUCCCGGAAGGUGUUCGCUGCCCGAUGGAACUGUCGACCUAUUUCCGCAUCAAUGAACAGAAUACCGGACAGUUCGAACGUACGCUGAUCAUUGCCGAAAAAGGGUCCUACGUUUCCUAUCUGGAAGGCUGCACGGCGCCGCAACGUGACGAAAACCAGCUGCAUGCCGCUGUUGUCGAACUUGUUGCGCUCGAUGAUGCGGAAAUCAAGUAUUCCACGGUGCAGAACUGGUUCCCUGGUGACAAGGACGGCAAAGGCGGUAUCUACAAUUUCGUCACCAAGCGUGGUGAUUGCCGCGGCAAGAACUCGAAGAUCUCCUGGACACAGGUCGAGACCGGUUCCGCGAUCACCUGGAAGUACCCGUCCUGUAUUCUUCGCGGCGAAAAUUCGCGCGGCGAGUUCUAUUCCAUCGCUGUUUCCAACGGCUAUCAGCAGGUCGACAGCGGUACCAAGAUGAUCCAUCUGGGAAAGAAUUCCUCCAGCCGGAUUAUCUCCAAAGGGAUCUCUGCAGGCCGAUCACAGAACACCUAUCGCGGACUGGUCUCUGCGCACCGGAAGGCGUCGAACGCGCGCAACUUUACCCAGUGCGAUUCGCUGCUGAUCGGACAGGACUGCGGCGCUCACACCGUGCCCUAUAUCGAAAGCAAGAAUGCAUCCGCGCAAUUCGAGCACGAGGCGACGACUUCCAAGAUUUCGGACGACCAGAUGUUCUAUUGCCUGCAGCGGGGAUUGUCAGAAGAAGAGGCGGUUGCACUGAUUGUCAACGGUUUCGUCAAGGACGUCAUCCAGCAACUGCCGAUGGAAUUUGCUGUCGAGGCGCAGAAGCUGAUCUCGAUCAGCCUGGAAGGAUCUGUUGGCUAA